Messenger RNA from Colletotrichum karsti, 1152 nucleotides. RefSeq names its product insig domain-containing protein. Gene Ontology annotation, cellular component: endoplasmic reticulum. The transcript is spliced from 2 exons. Gene Ontology annotation, biological process: sterol biosynthetic process. The record is from RefSeq and is a predicted model, not a curated record. The coding region runs from base 1 to 1152 and encodes 383 amino acids. NCBI's taxonomy places the organism in Eukaryota, Fungi, Ascomycota, Sordariomycetes, Glomerellales, Glomerellaceae.
AUGUCUGGCGACGGCCCACCUCUGUUGCGGCCUAUCCCCCGCCGCCCCUUCGACUUCAGCCAUACGAGUCCUACUCCUCCAGACGAGAACUCCUCUUCCCCGAGCCCGAACCCCGAUAUAGACCUCUCGAGACUGCACAAUGGCCAGGCUUCCUCAGACUCCGGGUCCCUGCCUAGAGCCCAGUCCAUAAUGAACCUGACAUCCUCAACGUUAUUCGGCAUUUACUCCCCGACCACUUACGGGAGUCGUGAUGGUAAUGAGAGGGACGAGCCCGACACUCCCUGGGGGACAGGGGCGCAAACUCCAAUCAAGCGUCCUAGCGUGGACGAUACGACGUUUGAGCUCAUGAAGGACCGCUCGAGUCUGUUACGCCGGCGGUCUUCCCACCGCGGGGCUAAGCAACAGUCACCUUCUACUGCAGCCUCAACUUUGUUCACGGUAUCUAGAAUAGCUCUCCUUUUCGUGAUUGGCAUCGGAUAUGGUGUCUUGGUCACCCGGUUGCAGAGUGAGCAAACAUUUUCGCCGUUUCAGGUCGAGAGCAUCAUCAAACCGAGUUAUGACUGGCAGUACCUGUCUUUAUGGGGCUUGUCGGGUGUCGUUCUUGGCGGUCUGCUCCCUUGGUUUGACGGAGUCUGGGAGCAUACAUUUGGCGGGGAAGAAGCAGUCCCUGAAGAAAGGGACAGUCCGUCUCCUGAGGACAUUAGCCCUGUGAAAGAUUGGGCUUUGGUCGUACGCAGCAUCGGCGCCUUCGUUGGCAUCGUGUUUGCCAUUCGUAAACUGCCCUGGGCCUCGACGCUGCAGGUAUCCCUCUCGUUGGCCCUGGUCAACCCGUUCUUGUGGUACCUCAUUGACAGGUCGAAACCCGGUUUCCUGCUGUCGAUGGCCGUCGGAGUGACGGGUUCGGCGGUCCUCCUCGGCAUCAACCCCGAUGCCAUGCCGACCCCGUCUUCUUUGACCUACCGAAAUGAGUCAGAGAGAGCGUAUUCAGAGCCUAUCACUCUGGGUGGAUUGGCCAGUCAGGAGACCAUCGAGACAGGAAUCUGGAUGCUCAGCGUUCUGUUCUGCAGCUGCGUCUGCUUUGGAAACAUCGGGAGACGUCUUGCCAUCAACAAAUCGGCUACCGCACGGGGCCGCUGGGCUGGAUUGAGAUGA